AGAGCCUCACCCAAGAAUUCAUGGAAGCAAAACGUACCAGAUGGAUGAUAAUCAGUGCUUUAUGGACUUGGUAGGAUUCUGGAUUAACAACCUGCUCAUGAGAGUGCCCAAUUCCGUAGUACUUACUGUGGGGACACACACCGAUCUAUGCCUUCUAGAGGAAGUUGAAAUAAAGAGUAGAGAUAUCCAAGAGAAGAUCUCCAGGAUGCUGGAUGAAUAUAAAGCCAACCUCUUCCAUUUCAUCAACAAUCUGGAGGAACGUCAGGACUCUGAGCUCUACCUUGAGCAGGCAGAAAAGCUGAGAGAGAUAUCUAAUUGUACCAUAAAUGUUCUUCCAGUUGUUACCAUUGAUAGCACCAACUACCAUGACAUAGAAAAUCUGCAACACCACAUCUUGAGUUCAGUGAGAAAAGUGGAGCUAUUUCCUAAUGUUAUUAAAAUGUUGCCUAAUAUCUACAAAACAGUGGAACAGUCUAUUCUGGAAGUGAUUCAUAGUGAAGACAGUCCUCUGCAUGGCAUAAUGGAUUUAGACAAUCUUCUGAGUGAAAUUAUACUUCGAAAUUAUCACAAUGACGUGGAUAAAGACCUUCUAAAAGACAUUUUGCGGUAUCUCCAUCGAAUUGGUCUCAUUGUCUGGUAUGAGGAUAUCAAGUCUUUAGUCGACACUGUCUUUUUGAAACCAUCUUUCCUCAUAAUUAUCUUCAAGAUGCUUGUUAGGCAUGAUCUUGCCAAUCAACUAGAGAAAAUUCCUGCUGAAGUCCUAGUUUCGGAAAGAGCCUUCAAGCGUGAUGUUUUGAAAUGGCAACAAAUGCUACGAUUUAAAGCUAUGCUUCGCUUGCAGGCCAUUCGAGUCCUUGUUAAACAGCAGCUAGAGAAUUUUCCUCUUAAGGACACAAAGGAUCUCUUCCUUGAUUUAUUGGGCAAUUCGAGAGAGGAUGGUAAGCUGUUAAGCCUCUUAGUCCAUUUCCAGAUCUGUAUGUCUGUUAGAAGCACAAAGGACCUCAACCCAAGCGCCCAAGAAUUUGUACCUGGGAAUCCAUGGUCUGUAAGAAGUCCCCGAAGGAGUUGUGCUAUCUUUUCCCAACGUAUCUCAAUACCUUGAUGGAAGUCGCUGAACGGUGGGGUGGAGAUCACAAUGAGGAUAUAUACAUUAGAGUUUACUUUUCUCCACAAGUUCCAGAAGGCUUUUUUCAAAGACUCAUGGUGAAAUCAUGCUCCUUCUACACUACCCAUUGGGUGGAAAAAGAAAGAUUUCUUCUAGUGAACAAUGGAAAACCACUUUUGAUCAAGGAGAAUAACCAGAGGGCUGAUAGUUACCUUGAGAUCCGAAGUCGAAGACCCAGAAAACCCAAUGAUUUUAGGCCUCUCUGGGAUUUCAAACUAACAAUCCUUUCUAUUAUGGAGAAGCUUUGUAAGGAGUGGCCUGGACUUUUCUAUUACAUUCGGACACCUUGUAGGACGGCGGGAUGCCCUGAAGAGUUUGAAUGGCCGGAUAUUGAACGUUCUGGUUCAGUCUAUGAUAUGAUCAAAGAUGACUUCAAAACCUGUGAGACCUGCUGCAAUACAGUCAAUGUGGAGCUACUUCUGCCAAAAGCUUCAGGUCAGGCAAAUGACUCUUGUGUGCCACCAAGUAUCCA
Nanorana parkeri is the source of this 1637-nucleotide messenger RNA. Its product is annotated as malignant fibrous histiocytoma-amplified sequence 1 homolog. The record is from RefSeq and is a predicted model, not a curated record. Lineage: Eukaryota; Metazoa; Chordata; Amphibia; Anura; Dicroglossidae. The transcript is spliced from 9 exons. The coding region runs from base 41 to 1102 and encodes 353 amino acids.